CAGGGGCAAAUCCCAAGUGACAGUCAACGAAAUCUUCCUUAAGCGAUUUUUAACUUUUAUUAAAAAUAAAUCAUCUAUUUUUAUAAAUAUCUUCGCGAAGAAUACCUUUUUUUUUGCCAAUAGCAACUACUAAAUCUCAAGUAGAUCAUCAUCGAAUGAAAAUAAUCAUUAUAAUAAUUCAGGUAGAGAUUAUAUUUUUUGCAUCAUCUAAUGAAUGAAAGUUGUGAAAAAAAUCAUAAUUAAAAGGAAAAUAAUUAAAAUAAUUUUUUUUUACUUUUUGAAUUAAGAAAAUAUAAGUACAAUUUGAAAGAAGAAAAAUCAAAGGGGUUCUCCAAAACAAAAAGUUAAAAUUAACAUAAGCAGAAGUGUGAGAAAAAAUUUUUUUUUUUUGGUAAAAAGUGGGAUCUAAUCUUAAAGUGACUCCUCUUUCACUUACCUUCAUAUUUUUCUUACUUUCCUGCGCUCUCUUCUCGCGUUAGAGUCGCGUUGUCUCUCGGAAUUAUGCUUUCGUGCCGCACCGGUCGACUCAGUUGAGACUUACAGCUCGUGCCGUCAAGACACCGUCCGCUUAAUCAAUUUAAAAAAAAAAACAAACACUUUCAAUUAAAUCCCCAAGAUAAUAAGUUUAAAAUCAAAGUAGAAGAUAAAGGAGAGUAAUUAAAAAAUUAAUUGACACUUAAAAAGUGAUUUUUGUGAAAAUAAUUUAACUUUUUCGUGAAAAUGAUGUUUAAGAUAAUAUAAUUAUUUAUGUAAAGAAUAGAAUUAGUUUAAUAAUUGAAUAAAUAGUGAGUGAAUAAAUUUUAAGAAAAAUGAGCUAUAAGAAAUUAAUAAUUAGUCUGUUGAUGCUGAGCAUCAUCACCACGUGCGUCUCGAGUCGUAGCCAGGGAUAUUCGAAGAAUGAUAUUGAGUCAUUGAAGAAAGUAAAAGAACGGUUACGAAGAAGUUUUCAUGAUGCAGAAGAAGAAAAAACAGUGCCAUUUAGCCCGAAGACAUUAGAAACCAUGCUGGAGAAAGCAAUUCUAAAGAUUAUCACUGGAGACUUGAGUACUGGUGACAUGUUACUUUUAAGAAGUUUAAAUUAUAGCCUGGAAGAAGUUUUAACGAUUCGCGAGAGAGAAUUGGCUAAAAAAAAUGAUAGAGAGUCGAAAAAUCGUAAGAAAAAUAAACACAAUUCUCAAGAGAAUGAGGAUAAAAUAACAAAAAACUUUGGAGAACCUGAAGAAGAAUUUGAAGAAGACUCAGAGGAAGAUGAAGAUGUUAUUGAUGUUGAUGCUUACAAUAGACAGGCUGUUUUGGAUUAUGAAAAUUUGGCUAAUAAAAUGGAAGCAGAACUAAAAGAAUCUAGAGAAAAAAAUUCUGGCAUUGAAGAUAAAAAUAAAGAUAUUCAAACUGAUAAACAUGUGGCAUUUGAUGACGCUUUAGAGCCUCGAGUAAUUUUUAAAAUUCGCUACAAUGAUUCAGAUAUGAAUUCUGUAAUUGAAAACAAUGAACAAAUUGUUAAAAAAAAUACUAUUGAUACAAAUGUGGAAAAAAAUAUUGGAUCUUCAGCAUCAAGUGAUUUUUAUUCUAGUAUGUGGAAUCCCUUUCAUUCUUCUGAGUUGUCUACACUUCCUAUUCCUUAUCAAUUAAGUGUUUCUGAAGAAUCAUCAAAAGAGAAACAAAGUAAUUCAACUAAAAAUGUUGAAAAAGAGAAUUUGGACUUGAAGAAUGAGAACGUGAAUGCAACAAGAAGAAUUCAGGAGUAUGAAGGAUUGGAGUGGGUGGAAGAUGAUGUUUAUAGGGUUGUACCGGAGGCAUUGAAUGAUGAAAUGGAGAAUGAAGAAGUAAUAGAAGAGUUUCAUUCGUUGAAUUCUUCGAAUGAAGAAAUGGCUAAUGAUGAUCUUGGAUACCAAGCAAAUUCAAAUUUACCUCAAGAAGAUGGAGCCUCUUCUUGGAAUGAUAAUGGAGUUGGGAAUUUGUCGACUUAUCAGCAGCUCGCUUUAGCACAUCGUCGAGAUGGGAAUCAGUCGAGCUUCGACAGCCAGGGACAAAAAGCCAUCGAGGACAUUAAGCUCAGAGUUCUUGCAAUGACUGGAAGAUUCAACCUUACCUCCAACAGCAAUCAGAUUCAACGAGAAAGGCUCACCAUGUUUUCACCAAUAUGUCAAAUUCCAAGGAAUACUGAUUUAGAUGUAUGGUCUGAUCAACUUCUAAUGAAUAUGUACUUUCAAUUAAACCUUACGUCAGAAGACCACGUGGUAGCAGCUAGACUAAGGAUUUAUAAGCUGCCUCAAAAUAAUACAACACCUUCCAGCACUACCAAUCCCUUCGAAGAAGAUGAGGAAGAAGAGAAAAAAAUCAGGAUAUCAAUUUACUAUUACACAAGAUCAUUAAAAAAACAUCGAUCUAAAAAACGAUUGAUGGACAGUGUGGUAACACCAUUGACAUCAGAAGGAAGUCAUUUAGCUCUAGAUGUGAGACAAGCAUUAAGAUUUUGGAGACAAACACCACGAAUUCACGGAAGUAGUACUAAUCAUGGAUUGGUGAUUCAGGUUGAGGAUCAAGAUGGAAGACCAUUGAAACCAUCGCUUUAUAUUCAACAGGACUCUUGUCACUCCAGUGGAAAAAAUACAGAUAACAAGGCAUACCAACGCGUCCCUGCACUCUUCCUUCGAGCCUGUUCUCGUUACGUUCGCGUCGUAAAAGGAGAAGCAAUAACUUAUGUAAAUUGCAAACACAUUACACGUAACAGGCAUCGAUCGUGAAGAUGAAAAAAACGUCGUAAAUAGUUUUAGAUAAUUAAUUAAUGAAAUAUUAUAAUAAAAAUAGAUUUAUUUAAAAAUAAUAAUAGAGAGAAGAAAAAAUUUUAAAAAUCUUAGUAAUACAAUUAAUUAAAGAGAGUAGUAUUUAUAAAGAAAUGUAGAGAAGAUUUAAUUUUAUAAUAAUUUCUUCAUAUCUUUUCCCUUUAUUUUUGUAUGUAAAUAGUGAAAAAUAAUUAAGAAAUUAUUAUUAUUAUUUACUUAGGAGUUUUUGUAAUAAGUUGCUUUU
Messenger RNA from Chelonus insularis, 3027 nucleotides. RefSeq lists its product as uncharacterized. The record is from RefSeq and is a predicted model, not a curated record. NCBI's taxonomy places the organism in Eukaryota, Metazoa, Arthropoda, Insecta, Hymenoptera, Braconidae. Bases 810 to 2744 code for a protein of 644 amino acids. The transcript has 6 exons.